Molecule: messenger RNA, 1724 nt
Organism: Cryptomeria japonica (Japanese cedar)
Lineage: Eukaryota; Viridiplantae; Streptophyta; Pinopsida; Cupressales; Cupressaceae
Product: stress response protein NST1
Exons: 7
Coding region: 349-1212 (287 amino acids)
Source: RefSeq, a predicted model, not a curated record
UUAGUGGAAGUCAAUCUUCUUUUACUAUUUGUAAGCACAGUGCUAUUGCUAGUUAUUUCUUCUCAGCACAGGACAACUUCCAAUGGUACUAACUAAAUUUUCAACAUCCACGUCAGAAAGAGUAGUACUGACUGAUCAGAUCAUAAUAAGCUUUAAAUUCCUAAACUAUGACUAGGAAUGUGGGUACCUAUUAAGCACACAAACUCGUAAUUGUUAUGCUUCCCUCAAAUCCGGGGAAGGGCUACUGAUAUUUAGCCCUAACACGACCGCCCGCUUUUACUCUCAAGCUUGCGUGUAUCUUUGCAUUUACCAAUACUGCUACUAACACUUCCAUGAGCAGAAGCAAAAAUGAUCAAGCGACAAUUUUAUAGAGCAGAGCACGCUGAUAACAACGAUGAUGCUUCUGACGACUCUUCAUCUUCAUCAGAUGCUGACAUUGAUCUUCAUCACGAAGAAGAAGAAGAGGAAGAUGAAGAAGAAGUAGAAGUACCAGUAGAAGCAUCUCCAGAAUCUGGAUAUCAAAGCGAGGAUAGCUCAGAUGGUGGUGAUGAGUUCAAUGGCGCAGAAGAAUCUGGAUACCAGAGUGAAGAUGGCUCAGACAGUGGCGAAGAGUUAAAUGCUGCAGAAGGUAAAUUGACAAGUGAGGAUAACGAGGAGUCCAAUUCUCUUCAAGAGAAGCUUAAGAAGGCUAGGAACAUUGAUUUGGUGAAGGAUAGGGUUAGCAGAGCUAUUGAAUCAGCCCAGAGCAAACAUUCUAAUCAGUGGGCAGAAGCUGUAGAUGAGACAGAGAGAGAUCGUGAUUUGCAGGAUUUAGAUGACUGUGUCAUACAAUGUAAAUCAGUAUUCAGAUGCAAGCUUUGCCCAAGAAUUAUUUGUUUAUCUGUGGACUCAAUCAACAUGCAUCUCGGUUCAAAGAGGCAUGCUCGAUCCCAAAAGCUAUUUGCUGAAGGAAGGUUGAAGCUUAUGCUCAACAGUGAUGGAGAGGUAGAAGAGGAUGCCGAAACUCAUGCAGAAAGGCAUGCUAGGGUGGUUGCUUCUGCAGAGUCAGCUAAAAACUCAAGGAAAAGAAAUAAAGGACGGCAACGUCAGAAGAAUCGGAAAAGGAAUAAAACUUCUGAUGCUGGGAAUGGAAAAGAUAAAGCAAAGCACUUAUCCAAAGUUUCUAAGAAGAAAACAAAUGUUGGGAAGGAUGAGCAUCAUAAAGGCAUCUAAAUUGCAUUUGAAUGUGAAAGGUAAGUGCUGCAAUUUAUAAGCAGUGGAGACUUGGAUUUUGAGGCAUAUAAAAUUUAUUACUGUUGAAGGCAGAAUGAAAUCGCAGAAAACCUACAAAAGCAAUUCUUGUUGACACGCUGCCAUCUUUGCUCAGAUGACAAGCAAGGGGAUAUUGGGGUGGAACUUGUAUAGUAAAGAAAUUUUUGGGUUUCUUAAAAUGAGAGGACAGAAAACUUGCUAUGCUACACAUGAUGCUUUAUGUGAAAAAGGGAUGUGCCAUUAGAGGUCUUGGUUGUAAUUUAUCAAUUGAAGGUCAAAGAACUUUUUAUUUAUUUUUUAAUGAAAAUGUUCCAUGCACUCGUUUAAUACUAGAGGGCACUCCUCCUACCACCUCAUUUAUACCUGGUUGUAUUGGAAGAGUAUCGAAUCCACUUCUCCAGUCUAUUGGCCCUGCCCAUUUUUUUUCAGAACUAACAACUAUUAUUAAAUAGUAAAUACUAUUUUUGGUGCCA